AUCAGAUAUUCCACUCGCCGAGUAUACGAGCCAAUAGUGUUCGUUGGUGUUUGUGCGGGCGCGAUUAGCCGGUCUUUCCCUCGUCUUGAUCGACCACUGAAGUCAUUUGUCUGUAAAUCUCGCUUCUCUCGCUCCGUAUCGGUCUCUGUCGGUCAUCCUACUACGGUGACGUCGUAACCGUCGGUGCUUCUUCGAUGAUAAGCACGUGUGCGUGCCACUACCUGCUGCGUGUACGUGCGUGCGUUAGAAUCGCGAGCCGCGUAUCGGCGUGCAGUUAGUGACCGGGCUCCGUUACCAUCUAAGUCCUGCGUAUACGAAUAUAGCAAAUCAGAGUUUUGUUGUUUGUUUAUAUCUUCUUGUUGGUUUCGUUUGGUUCGAAGGAGUCGGUUUCUUUUUUUGUGCCGAAGCCAGUUACGAACGGAUCACCGGCGUAACCAUGGAUAUCCUGCCGAGUGGGAACAUAUUUAGGGAGUUGCAAGAUAUACACGACACCGGAUACUUUUCGGCCCAGCCAUCGCUCGAGGAUCAUUGGCAACAGGUAAGCGCUAAUUUUCACCGGUUUGGCUAUUCUCUGCCAGUGUUUUCCGCAAUGGCCGCCCCAGGGAGUUGGUCAGGCAACGAGGAGUAGCGGAUAAGAGGACGGCGGGAAUCGCAGACAUGCUACGAGAUGGAGAGGUACCUGAAGGACGAGCCGAAGCUGCAGUCGUACAAAAAGUUGCCCACAGAGUUAGAUACGGCACCCUGGAACCUCUUCAGGGCGCCGCCUAUCUCGUGGACAGCGUCCACCGGCACCACCAACGCACAAUUCGAAUCGCCAAUCAAAAUGGAGGUGACGACGUCGUCGGAAGACAGGGAAACGCUCUGUCUGGACGAUAUAAAGUUCAGUCCAGGCGAUCACAACCACAACGGCCGCGAUAGGGAUCUCCUGGACCGGCACCUUGAUUCCUUGUCGAUGUCGUCAUCGAGUUCGGCGUGUUCGGCACUGUCCUGGGAUAGUUCGCCCUCCGUUUCGUGCACGGCGUUUAUUCUCAAGAAAGAACCCAGCGAGGACCUCGAAGAGGACGAGGAACACGAGGAAAUCGAGGAGGAAGAGGAUAGCGGCUGCGAAAGCGAAGGUCAAAUCCUGACACCACCGUCGAGCCCGGGCUCGGGUCAAGGUCAUUCCAACUCCAGUCACUCGUCGAGCGGGAGUUCGAUGCUCGAUGUGCAGAACCUCAACCUUCAUGGGACGGGCGGCAGGAGCGCCAUCGUCAGGGUUACCACCAGCAACGCGCAGGGUGUCGCAAGACUGAUCUCCGUCACAGCGAAUGGUUACCCCGCAGUUGCUGGCACGCAACAUGCACACGCAGGGACAACUGCAGCUGCGAGCACCGUAGCUAACAGGCACCACGCGAGGAGCCACGAGCACAGUCCACCUGAUACGAAGCGCAGGAUACACAAAUGCCAAUUUCCGGGUUGCAAGAAGGUAUAUACCAAGAGCUCGCAUCUGAAAGCCCAUCAGAGGACGCACACAGGAGAGAAGCCGUAUAAGUGCAGCUGGGAGGGUUGCGAGUGGCGAUUCGCGCGUUCCGACGAGCUGACGCGCCACUAUCGCAAGCACACUGGCGCGAAACCGUUCAAGUGUCGGCAUUGCGACCGAUGCUUCUCUCGCAGCGAUCAUCUAGCCCUCCAUAUGAAGAGACACGUGUAAUCGAUCGUCAUAGAGAACGGUCCUCAACGCGCGGAACAGUCCAGGACCGGCAGACGAAGCUCCUUCCUUCCCGAGGAUUCCCGAGGCCGUCGAGCAACACGGCCUCCACGUGAUUGCGUUUUUUCCACAGAUACCUGACGAUUCACAUCGAACUCGAUCACCGACGAUCGACCGCUACGAUGGCCCUCAAUUUGGCCACGAUUUUCGUCGGAGUAAUACGAUCGCAAGAUAUUCUGCGGGCUUUGAUACUGUCUAUAAGAGGGAAUCGAUGAUGAGCGAGACGAUCGGUGAAGAACGGCCACUUCUGGUGGCGAUUAUCCAUUAGAACGGACAACAAUCGAUCGACGAACGAUAAACGAUCGGUUUUGAACCGUGUCGUUGAGAUUAUAGAUUCAAGACACUUCGUAGGUUGACGAUUGCAAUUGGAAAUCGCAAUCGGAAAAACAGGUAGACGCGCGUUCCUCUGUUCUUCGAGGCAAUUCGUUUAGACUAAAAGGCGAGGAGUAGAGACAGGAAGAAGGUCUGAUGACAUUUACUACGCGAGAAACGCUUGCACUAGAGACAGCAGGUGGGUCGACAACGAUCAGAUGCGGAUUAGACUGGUAUUGUUGAUGCGAUUAGACGGAGCCACCGGGGCGAGCAGCUGGAAGACAACGCGCUACGAGUCUCGUCCCGGGAAGUUAAUCACUGCCAAUUCAUUAAAUUGUAAGAUCGGCGCGUGUACCGUCGGAGAUAUAGCCUACGCGAAUGGCUGCUUCGGAGUCAGAGGAAGUUUAUCGAACGAGCGAAAUUGUCCGGCGACAGCGGUGUACAGUUCGUGUGUGAACCCUUGUAAGCCGUCUGCCUUCCGUAAAACGGUCGAAUUCCAGAAACCGAAACUUUAACUAACGCAAAAAAAAGAGAAAGAAGAAACGAUAAUUAAGAUAAAUUAAAAUAGUAAAAGAAUAAUGAUAAAAGAAACCUGAUAAAAGGAUGAAACGUAGCGCACACAGUUUGAGAAACACCGAUCUGACGAUGUUUCAAAGGCGUCGCGUUUAGAUUCGAACGAAAGUCAAGGAAACCCGGUUCGCGAGGACAAUAAUACGCUGUCUAUCGGUGCCAAAACGUUAUUUCCUUUCUCUUUCAUUUACCCUCUUCUUUCUUACACGUAUACACAGAGAAAACCAUAUAUAUUACACGUAUACACGCGUACUAUGCUUCUCCCUCUUAUAUCCCAAUGAAUGGGGGCCACGGGAAAAGCAGUUGGUGGGUGGGAAACGUGCACGACGCUUUUGAGCUUCGAUCCUUCGACGGGUGGCAAUAAUCGAAAUUGUAUUCGCGACCCGGUGGAACGCGGAACCGUGUCACACGGAGGUGUGUUGUAAGGGGGCGGCGGAUGAGGGCACGAAGCGAGAGGACGAACCGUAAUUGAAUACGUGAUUUCGGCCAGUUUCGACGGAGGCAAAGUUUACCCGUGCCGUGCGCUAAUCCCAAAUUUACAGUGCGAAUUAUAUCGCGAGGCACCUCCAUUCGACCGAUGAUCCGGUUCGCCGCCCUUUCGUCCUUUUACCAUAGCCUCGUUUCCACCGGGAGCUUGUGCGAAUGAUACCGAUAUAUACGAUAGACGAGAAAAAAAAAAAAAGAACGCUAGAAUGAUCCUAUUCAACGAUAGAUUCGACCGUUUUACUCAUCGAGAAUAUUCACGAGUGAUUUUUAAGGAAGAAAGAAUCGCGUACAACCCUCGAACACCGGUUCGAGGGUACUUUUUUCCUUAAAAAAGAAUUCGACCGAACGGGGCUUCUUUCGUAGUGGCGCGCGUCCUAUGGUUUUUAACGAAAAUAAGUGGAGAAAAAAAAGUAUAUACGGAAUCUGACUUUGUACUUUUGUACGAUUGCUUUCUAGGUAACGUUCUCCUGUUUUGUUUCACGCGUAACCGCGCGACGUAUGGACGGGGGUGGCGACGCGUCCCGGCGCGGCGGGCAAGAUUCUUGUCGGAGGCUCAACAGAAAUAAAUGAUAUAUAUAUAUUUUUUAAUAUUCUCGUCUUACUCACUGAAACAAUAUAUUGUUAUACAUAAGGGAUUAUACAAAGUAUAAACGGGCAACAUUCCGCACAAAGCUCUAGAACCGUUUCCACGCGUCAGACUCACCCGCCGAGCACGCCACCCCCUCUCGUACGCACGCAAAACCCGGAUGGCAGACGGCGCUCGCAGUUCACCUCGACUAUGCGUGUCCCGGGAACACUAUGAUCUUCCGGUCGAUAUGCAACGUUGUCUCGCUAAUCAUCGAUUUCCGUGCGGACAAACGGGAUCGAAAUCACGUAGGGAAAUGACAGUGGAGGGGAAUAUAAAUGGAAACGCAAAAAGGAGGAACGAGAAAAAAGAGGGGAAAGAGAAACUAGAGAAACGUAACGAAAAAUGAAAGAAAAGAAAAACGUUGACGAGGGGUAACGCAAAUUAGUUACUUGAAAUAAAAAUGUGAAUUGUAUCCGUGGACUGAACGAACGAAGGAUCGCAGAUCGCUCAUCGAACGAAUGGUGAACAAAAUAGAGUAGUAAAAGCGAUUAAGAAAGAAAUUAAAAAAGAAAAUAGAGUAAUAACGUAAAACGAUUAAAUAUGAAUGGAGUAAGAGAAACAGAACGUGAGGGCAAGGAGUUUACCGCUUAAGAAGACUAAUCUUACCUGAAAGCGCGGAACGGCGCAAAGAGCGGCCGAACUGGCGGGCGAAACGAAGAUUUAAAGGGAAAGAAUAAAAAAAAAGAAACUAAAUUUUAAAUGUUCAGUGGCCAAAUAAAUUAACUGAUAACGCACGUAGAACGUAACGAUACCGUACCUACCAAGUAAGCCUGACUGAUAUGAGAGCGUCGACGCGGUUCGCGCGCGUGUGGUUGCGUAUGUAUGUAUGCGCGUUAUUCGAUGUCUGUGGCACCUGUGUAUUUCUUCUUUUCUCUAUAAUAUUUUUUUCCUUCUUUCUUUGCGUCAAUUUGCGUGAGUGUGUCAAGGAGGUGUGUACGCUUGAGUGACCACAUUUCUUUUUCCUCGCGAGAAUGUGUUCCAAAAACGAUUUCGGGGGUUGUAGAAAGGUAUAAGCUGUGACGAGGAUUUUCAAAGAAAACGAACAUGCAUAGGGAAAGAGAGUGAGAAAGAGCGAGAGAAAGACACAAACGAAUCCAACACAGGGAGAAAGCAUAAAAAAAAGUAAGGAGAAGAAAAGGUAGAGUAUGCGUGUGAGAGAGAAAGUGUGAGAAAAAGAGUGUGAGAGCAGAACACUAAGUUUGUAUAUUGUGCAAUUUUUGUCAGUGUUUCAUUAUUUGUUACCAUGUUCACGGAUAAUUAUAAAUAAAGUAAAUAUAUAUAUGCAGCAUUUACAAGGACUUAGGAUAAACGAAGAUAAACGAGAAGCCAGAUGUCUUUUUGAUAGCCAUAUACUGCGAGGUAUCGCGCGGCGCCCCGAUACAGAGGACGCCCCGACCGCUCUUUUUUCUCGAUACACAUUUUUUCUUUUUCCUUUGUCUCUGAUAGGGCGAGAGUGGCGAGAACGAGGAUACGAAAAACGGUGCUCGUCGCUCGGUCACGACGCUCCUCUCGUUACAUACACGAACCCGUCGUCCGGAUCGUUCGCAACCCCCCAACGAUCAAACGAGCCCGCGUUUCGCUCGAUCCUCUCGCUCCUCGAGAUCGGAAAAUCUCGAAACGAUUCGUACCAUCUUCUCUCUUCGCGGGCUCUCCGCUUCGUGUAUCUAGCGCGACUGAGAAGCUUUCUCGACCUGCGACCGACGGCGACUUUAACCACGAGGAGUAGAGGAAAAAGAUGGGGUAGGAGACGGAACGAUCGAGUCGUAAUGAUCGGACCUCGCGAUCGCGACGAGCGUUUCGCGCGUUUCCAUCCCGGCGACCAACGAAACACUGUAGAUAUAAAUACACGUACAUUAAUAUAAUACGUAACGAAGGAUCGCACGCGAAUGAAAAGAUCCGCGUUUGUUUCAAACUCGAGCAAUGCGAAGCAAGCGUAUAAUGGAUGAAAAGGGUCGAUAUAGAGAAGAUUAGGAAAGACAGAUGAUACAGGUGUAAUUAAAAGAGAGAAACGAUAAGUCGAGCGAGUGAAGAUAAGGCGAGAGAAAGCGGGCACCUUAAGAAAACUAAUAAAUGGUAGUUAGAAGUUUAGAUAGAUGGAUAGCUAGAACGUUAGAUAGACACCUUAGAUAGGCAGAUAAAUAGUUCGACGAAGAGAGGAAAGGCGGAACGAAAAAGAAAGAAUGAAAGAUCGGGGUGAAUUGGGGACGGGUGGGAGGGGGGAUUUAAAAGAGUUAUUAUAUAUAAAUGAAUAAAAAAAGUCUAUAAAUAUAGAUAGGUGGAUAUACAUAGAUAGAGAUGUAAGUACCUAAGAGAAACUCUAAGGAAUCUUUUAGAAGAUACUGUAUCGUUGUACGAGGUACAAUAGAUGGACAUAAGUGUUUUAUGAUACUUGCGUACAAUAAGGUCGAGACGAAGCGUGAGGAAUAUAGUGUAUAAGAAGAUGGUGAAAACGGUGAAGAAAAAAGAAAUAUUCCAACGAGCAUGGGCACGAAGAGCGUACAUGAAUACCGAGCAGUUCACGAAAAGAAAGAAGAAUAGGGAAGAAAGGGGAAGAAAGGCAGACAGAUGCGGCACGAUUCGUAAUUGUCUUAAUUGUGGUCUGAAAUAUUUUCAGUCAUGUUGUAUAGUAACUCUGUGAAUUGCAGGAUUUUACGUGAAAGCGAGGAAGACCGUGAGUGACAGAGAGCCGGCGUGAAUGGAUGAGUGUCGGGGGAGAAAGCGUUCGAAUGAAAAUGGAAGGUAGAAAAGAGAAACGACGUGAGAAACAGACGCGACCGAAGGACGUAAGGGAUAAAAAAGGAACAGCACGAACAAAAUGGGAUAAGAUCUAUUUUAGGAAGAAACAGGCGAGGACUCUUCGUUUAAAUUCAAUUCGACGCGUUCGAUUUUUACCGUUCGUGUCGUCGAACAGGUAUCGUAAAAUAGGAGAAGAGAAAAAACGGGAAGAAUACGAUGAAAAAUAGGGCAUGUGUAACAUUCAAUACACUAAGAAACGAACUGAUUAAAGAACUAACGUUAUUUUUAGGAAAUUACAGCUUUAGAAGAGAUUUAAGUAAAUAGCGAGGGAAAAGGUGGUUAGGCUAAGUGCUAAGGGUAAUUUAGUUUCGCGUGUUGAAGCUUUUCUGUGUGAGUAUAGAAGCGAAAGAGCGGGAGAGAGAGCGAGAGAAAGAGAGAUAGAGAAGGGGAAGCACGAGGGGCAAAAAUUGCGAGAAAGAAGAAGAGAAAGUGUUGAAAGAAGAAAGACGAAAUAAAACUAAGCAGAGAAAUGUGGGAGGGAUCGAAGCAUGCUUAUGAGAGGGUGGGGAAGAGAGAUACCUAUAUUUUAAAAAAGUGACCUUUGGCAUUUAAAGACUUGUAAAAAUCAUGCAACGAGUUAAUUGAAACAAAGAACAAUAUCAAAGAAAACAAAGAAAAAUAUCACAGGGGGCGCAGCGUAUUAAGGGGCGUCCGUCCUUCUCCGCGUCUCUAAUUUCAUCUCACACGAAUAUGCACCCAUACAUUAAGAUAUCACACACGUACGAACUAAUACAAACGUAAGCACAUCUGCAAGGAGAAUAUAUCCUAAGAAUCAGCCAAAGUUCAACGCGAACAAGGCGAUCGGAUAAACGUUUAUCUCUUCGUAUACCGACAGAAAAACGACAAGACGCGGUUCAUGACACACUAAUAGCGACACGAGUCUCUCGAUACCACCGAUAACACACGGUGCACACCGAUGAAAAAAAGGUAACAACGGAAAACGCAAAUUUACACAUGCACAUACCAGAAAACACAAACACACACGCUCAUGGAAAUAUUGGGAAAGGAAAGAAUAGCAUCGUUGUCUACCCACUACACGUUAUGUACGUACGCGUGUCUCGAUCUCGAUGCGACACAAGUGCGGGAAAAAAAAACAGAAGGGUAAAGAAGGACGGAAAAGGAACGCGGAAAGGGAUAACAUACCAACAAGAGUUCUUGGCGGAAAAAAAAAGGCGAGAGCAAAGAAAUUCGGUUACAACGCAUAGGGUAUAUGAGAGGGAAAACAUGGGAUGGUAGGGAGGCGAACAAUGCAUUCCGAUAAAAAAAUCGCUUUUCACGAGGUACACGAGAACCGACGAAUCACAGGAAAGUCGGGCUGCCUCCAGGCCUAACUGAAAAGGAACCGAACGAUUUCGGUCAUGACUCUAUCUUCGAGGUACUCGCCGCGAGAACGAAUCGCCUCUCGUCCAUUGGGACGCGAUUCCCCUGGAACAGCCUGGUUGUUUAAUCUCCAAUGAGCCGUAGAAAAAAAAAAUAGAAAAGAAUAAAACUGCAGAAUGGGAAAGGAAAGAAAAAGAAGCAGGUAGUGGCUCGACGGUUGUUCCCUAAGGGGUAGAAGAAGGUGUAUCUCGUGGCGCGAGCCAGAAAUUGACUUCGAAAAUGGAAAACAGUCACUGCAUAGUCACUAUCGUCAUCCAACACAAUUCAUGGUAGGGUAUAAUAGUAUUUUUAGGGAUUUUAUACAGACAUGCGACCGUGCUCUAUGUUUUAAUCACGAUUAACUGUCGAUCAUUGACGUUUCUUCUUGUACGUAAAACGAACACGGUGUUUCUAGAUGUAUUAAUAAUUGCAUUAUACAUUGCAGUGAAGAGUGAAAGGCGAACGCUUGAACGAAUAAAUAUAUCUUACGUGAAAUUGUGCGAUUCUAUUGUGACGAAAGGGGAUCGAGCGAAAGACCGAGAAUUUUCGUGCGAGCGAGUCUAAUUUUUUUCUGGAAUUCUGUACCUCGUUGUGUAUACAUCUCUAUUUGUAUAAUUGUGAAUAUUAACAUAUUAGGAUAAUGUGAUUUAUUACGUGUGAUCCUGCGCGUAAAAAGACGUGGAGAAACUUUAAGCGAGUAUUUUGUAUUACGACAAAGCGGAACGCAAACUAAAGAUACAAAAAAAAGAGGAGAAAAAUUGCGAAACUAAUGCGUGCGAUAGAGAGGCAGAGGGCAAGUAAAUCGAAGACAGAUAGAGAGAACGGGAUUAAGCGAAUAAAGAGUCUUGUAAUCGCAGCUUUUUUUGCCGCUGGGGAAUAUAAUUGUAAUAAACGAAGAAUGCGCUUGCGCAGCCGUCGCUCCUUUCUCUCAGCGUUAUUUCUUCCUGUUUGUCUUCUUCUUCUUCUUCUUCAUCUUCUUCUAUUAACGCUGUGUUGUGUACUAAUUCUUCGUUCCCUCACCGAGGUGAUAGAUAAUCCCGGAACCACGAAAUUAUUCUACAGAUCGCUAAGAACUGAAAGAAUAGAAAAAAAUUUCGCUGUACGAUAUUAAAAUAUAACAUUUUGCAAUUGAUAUCCAAGGAUAUUCGAAAUAUCGAAAUAUUUCGUCAACUCGAGCACUUUCGAACGAAAACAGGCAGUAGUCUGGCUCUAUAUCAGCUCGUUCCGGAGGCUAUCGAUCACCUCGUUGAGAAAACAUCCCUCGACACCGCUCUUCUUGAGGCUGUCCAGCGAAGUUUGAUGCAGGGAUACGUCAAGCUACCCCCAAGGCCCGUGAAAACAUCCGCUCUUGUAUUUCAUGGGCUGCCGUAUAAACAACGCAUACGAGCGUGCACCAAAGCGCGCUACGAUUCGAGCAGGCUGCGUGUGGACGCUCGGGAGAACGUAUAGAUGCGCGUGUUUCGAUCGAAGCGCGAUUAAGCGCGCUACACGAUUUUUAAAUUUAGGCGGGAUCGACGAGUAUAGAGGUCGGCCAGAAAGGAGUCUCGUCGUUCGAACAGUCUCGACGAUCGUUCGAGGAUUAAAUACCGAGCGAGUUGUAUUGUAUACGAUUAUUAAGAAUCUAUCCUACGAUGACUCGUUAAAAGAAAGAUAAAAUAAAAGAAUACAGAAUAUAAAAAGAAAAAGAAGGAAAAGCGAGCGAGAGUAAUGCAGAGAAAAACAGAAAAAACCAAAAAAAAGAAAGGAAAAGAAAAUUUAGAUAAACAAAUAUAACGGACUAAAAUAGUAAGAAAACCAAGUAAGACGAGGAAAAUAAAAGAAAAAAGAAGCAGAGAACAUCCUUCCAAAGUACCGGGACUAAUUUACACGCCACGACUUCCAACAGUCGAGAGCUUCGCGCUGACUUGAAAAACUCUCGAAGGCUCGACUCGUCUUGUACAACGGAAUUAGCGAGUACUCGUGUAACGAGACUAGUAGGUGAUCACAUGUGAUAUUUGUAUUGGUUAUUAUUAUAUAUAAAUAUAUUAUAUAUAUUAUAAAUAUAAAUGUAAAUGUAUAAUUAGAGUAUUCCGUUAGGAUUACCGCUAGUAGUUAGGCGGGAAGGAAAGGAGGAGCGUGAAAUGAACGAUCGAGAAAAGAAGAAAAAGGGAAAGAAAGCGUACAGGAUAACGAACGAUGCGCAAAACGUGAAAACAAUCUCCUUUCGAGAAUCAACGCCUAAUUGCUCUUUACGCAGGCCUACUUGCCGAUUCUAAAGGAACACUCGAGAUUCGACGAGGAAAUAGAGCUACGGCACAAAAACCUCGCGAUCGUUCGCGGGAAUAACGAACAGAGAGACUCGCCUCGAAACCUUUCGACACGAGAUUUUGUAAUUUUCCAUCACGUCCGACAGCAACUCGAGAUUUCGUCGAGAAAAGAAUCGAAAUUGUGCACCGUGUACCGGAUCGUUCGAGAAGGUCACAGAGGAAUACCGAUCAGUUGCGUCCUACAAUCGACUGACAUCUACUCGUGUUUCCCUGAAAUUCUCCUUUUAAGAGUUACUACUUCUCCGUCGAUCCCUGUGUAAUAGUAUUCAUAGAGGUUUGAUUUCUUGUCUCCGAAAGAUUGUCGAACUUGAAUUCUGAAUUCAGGUGGUUAGAACAAUCCUCGGACUUCUAUUGAUAUCGAUAAGAUUGUAUCUGGAAAUGAAUUUGAAAAUUGCUACUUUUUCGUGUCGUUGUCUGAUAGACAUUUACAUGCUAAAAGCGUGCUGUGGUAGAUGUAAAGGUAGCACUUUUCAUAUGAUGAUUCUGAGUAACCUGGAAGGUUUGAAGCGAACAUCUAUGGAUACUAGAGACCCUAUCAAAAUAGGAAGCCCCACAGAUUGGGUACGAAAACAAGCCACAAAGGACUGGUCGAAAGAUAAAACGAGCCAAACUGCUAGUUUGUCCUUUGUGCGUUUAAUUCUUUCCUUUCUUCUUCUUCUGCUUCUUCUUAUUGUUGGUCUUCUUGGUUCUCUCUGGUCGUUUUUAGCUUUGAGAUAAAAAAGCAGAUACUGUGAAAAAGAUGAAAUUAUUAUUCGAACCCUCAAUUUCGUAGAAAAACCUUCGAUGAUUGAUCGUUGAGACAAACGAACAGAGAGCUGGGGAGACUCGUGUACGAGAGAAAGAUCGCGACUGCGUGCACGUGCGUGAAGAACAAAGAUGUACAAAGAAGCUAAAGACCGCGAAGAUGUAUGGUGUACCGAAUGCAUGAGUGAACAAAGUGUAAUGUCUCGUGAAGGCGACGUGCCGUGAAUCGAGGUAGAUUAUCGAGUCGAUGGAUUAUCGGGUGGGGUAGUGUACGAAAAGCUGAAAAUCGAAAGAGAAAAAAGAACGCGAUGAAUGUACGUGCGAAUUGCAAAUUCUUAGGAAUCACUUCGUGCAGAAAUUUUUAUGUGAAUUAUUUAAUCUAAUCGCAGAGAGCCUUAAUUGCUAUCCUUAUAUCAUUGAUAUCGCCGCUAUGAUUAAUAUCGUAAGAGCUGUACUACCGCAUUGUUCUUGAUCUUUUAACGUUACCCUUGAUUUUAUUCCUUCAUCAUGUACAAAGGCGAAACCAAGAGCAAACCGCGAGCGAGCUGAACGAGCAAAAAAGUUCCAUGAAUCGCUAACUUCGGGAGGAACUCGGAGUGCAUCGAUUCGUAAAACGAGGCACACUAUGUAACGCGAUCCAUAUCCAUCGAUCGAGAAACGAAUAUUGGUGGAUGCGGAGGAUGGCUCGACGAGCGUCGACGAGAUAACGUUCUUCCUGCGUACCUUUGCGAUCGGAACCUUUUAACUCGAUGUGUGCACGAAAUUGCUGCGACGAUCGAUGGGAAACGCGACAGGGAAUCAUAGGAUGCGUGUCGAUCGAGCCGAGAGGGGCUGAGAAAAUAUUUAGGGAAGCGCUUUCAAUGCUACCGUUGCCCGGUCGACCAGGACGCAACUUUACUUUUAUUAUUUUCACAAACCUUCUGGGUUCGUUUCGCGCGCUCUUCGCCCCUUCGGAACUUGUCUAACAUACUUUCCUCGAUCGUUCUCGAUCGCAAACGUAUCUUGUUCAAUGCGAUUCCCAUCGAUUUAUAAUUGUUGUCUACCUAGAGAUGAUUUUUUGCGUUAACGAACGAUUAACGCAUGCUUCUUUAUUCGGCUAACGGAGCGACCGGGCCGGCCGCGCUUUGUAAAUAAUUCAAUUAAUAAACAAAUUUCUCAUCGUGUG
This is a messenger RNA of Bombus huntii, 12113 nucleotides long. Its product is annotated as Krueppel-like factor 6. Gene Ontology annotation, biological process: regulation of transcription by RNA polymerase II. The record is from RefSeq and is a predicted model, not a curated record. The transcript is spliced from 7 exons. The coding region runs from base 668 to 1690 and encodes 340 amino acids. Lineage: Eukaryota; Metazoa; Arthropoda; Insecta; Hymenoptera; Apidae. Gene Ontology annotation, molecular function: RNA polymerase II cis-regulatory region sequence-specific DNA binding; DNA-binding transcription factor activity, RNA polymerase II-specific.